Drosophila virilis is the source of this 1274-nucleotide messenger RNA. RefSeq names its product Follicle cell protein 3C (gene Fcp3C). The record is from RefSeq and is a predicted model, not a curated record. Lineage: Eukaryota; Metazoa; Arthropoda; Insecta; Diptera; Drosophilidae.
UAUAUAUAUAUGUAUGCCUUGGUUUACCCCUUUUUCUUAAACUACCCAACUAUGAGUCAUAUAGAGCGGCAUAUUUACCUCGGGCAGCGCACAACAAGCUGUAGAUGAUGAAUGAAAGAAAUGAAACUGAGAGACUCCAUUUCCAGAAUCUGCAUUUGUGCUAGGCACAGCGAAUUGCGGCUAUUCCGAGUGCCUUGACCCAAAUCCAGUUGGACGCAAUGACCAAAAACAGUUGACGCAGCUGCGCCUAAACUUGAACUUUACGGAAUCGCACAGCCAGCUGUUUGGGGGUCAGAGCAGCUGUCCGGUCCGACAGCAAACAAAAAAACUGCAGACGUUGUCGUUAAUGCAGCAUAAAACGCGCCAGAGCCAAACGAUUGGCCAACAGAAGUCGACGACAAGUCCAAGCCAGACAACUGAUUGAGAUGGCAUGCAACACGUGUUUGAGGGCGUCGCUGGUGAUGCUGCUGCUGGCCGUCGUGGCCUGGGAGCAGCUGGUGGCGGGCAGCAAAAUUGCCUACAAGAAGCCGCUACACGGCAAGCUGAGCUACGUGAAGGAGCAGCGCUUUAGGCAGCGCACAACCAGCAGUCCGGCCACAAGCAGCACAGUGCCGGCGCCUGUGGAGUUCAUCAUCAAUAGCACGCCACGAUCAACCAGCACGGAGAGCAUGCUGAAGCUGCAGACGGAGGCGGAGACGCAAACGGAGGCGGAGCCAGAGAGCAGCGGCAGUGGGUAUUUAAGCAGCAGCACGCCCAGCAGCAAUACAGAGCUGGAGCCGGAGCUAGAGGCGGGCGGCAGCAGCACGCCGGCAAGUCUGGACAACACGUUGCCGUUGCCGCCAACGGCUGGGGAUCAGCUGAAUCAACCAGUGCCCUGCACCUGCGGCGUUUUCCUCUCCUCGCAGAUGCAAAACGGUUUGCCGGAAAUGCCGCUCAUUCACAAUGAAAUGGACCGCAUGUAUCCGUGCAAUGCGAUUGGACGCAAACAGUGCCAGACCAAGUGCCUGGAGGCGAUUGUGCAGCAUUUGCCAAACUCGGCGAACAUUGUGUGCGCCACGCUGGGCCACGAUUGCCACAAGGAGCGUGCCUACUUGUUCAUCAAGAACUGUCACAAUCAGUGGGUGAAUACGAAUCUGCAGGCGGGUCGCGAAUAUUGCUGCAAGGCGGGUUUGCCCUAUCGCUGUCCAUUGUUGGGCUGAACUUUGAAUGAAUUCAACAAUUUAUUUCACACGUGACUGCAAUAAAGGCUUAAAUCUUGACACAAAAUCGAAAAA